Messenger RNA from Penicillium atrosanguineum, 810 nucleotides. RefSeq lists its product as uncharacterized. The record is from RefSeq and is a predicted model, not a curated record. The coding region runs from base 1 to 810 and encodes 269 amino acids. NCBI's taxonomy places the organism in Eukaryota, Fungi, Ascomycota, Eurotiomycetes, Eurotiales, Aspergillaceae. The transcript has 2 exons.
AUGCAAGUCCUUCUGCUCGGUGGCCACGGUAAAGUGGCCCUCCACAUGACGCCGCUCUUUCUCAACAGAGCUUGGAAUGUCACCAGCGUAGUGCGCAACCCCGACCACAAGAGCGAGAUCCUGGCCCUCGGCAAGGGCCUCAAGGGCAAGCUUGACGUGCUCGUCUCCAGCCUGGAAGACGUGAAGAGCGCCUCGGAUGCCAGAAAGAUCCUCGACUCCGUCACUCCAGACUAUGUGGUUUGGUCGGCUGGCGCCGGCGGCAAAGGCGGCCCAGCCAGCACAAUCGCCAUCGACCAAGAAGCCGCUAAACACUUCAUGACCGCCUCCUUCUCCUCACCCAGUGUAACCAAAUUCCUAAUGAUCUCAUACCUGGGCAGCCGCAGCAAGCAACCUCGUUGGAUGUCCAACGAUGAUUGGGCGAGUAUCGUCCGCACAAACACCGAAGUCCUCCCCACCUACGCCAAAGCCAAGCAAGAAGCAGACGAGUACAUGGCCGCGCUCACAGCGCGCCGCAAGCUGGAUACCGCGGCUGGUCCGUUCCAGGCAAUUAAUCUUCGUCCGGGUACGUUGACGACAGAGCCUGCUACGAGGAGGGUUGAGUUGGGUCAUACAGCGAAUGGGCAUGUGACGCGUGAGGAUGUUGCUAUUGUUGCAGAUCAGUUGCUUGCUAGGAACGAUAUUGAAGGGUGGAUUGACCUUAUUAAUGGCAAGGUUCCGGUGGAGGAGGCUGUUGAGAAGGUCGCAAAAGAGAAGAUUGAUGCUGUUGAAGGAGAGGAUGUUAAGGGAAUGGUUAAGAGAUUCUUCCCCUAA